Salpingoeca rosetta is the source of this 8786-nucleotide messenger RNA. RefSeq lists its product as uncharacterized. The transcript has 32 exons. Lineage: Eukaryota; Choanoflagellata; Craspedida; Salpingoecidae. Gene Ontology annotation, biological process: cilium movement involved in cell motility; axoneme assembly. The record is from RefSeq and is a predicted model, not a curated record. The coding region runs from base 1 to 8601 and encodes 2866 amino acids.
AUGUCGGCGACACGCGUGACAAGGCGUGAGGCGCAGUGGAUCAUCAGCACGUUCCUUGGCGAGGAGAACAAGACCACGGACACGGCGCGCCCCGUGGUGGACAACGUCAUCAAGCGCACUGAUGACCCGCUUACCCUGCGCAGCGCGCUGACUGCGCUUUUAAUCCCUGCGCGGGACAUGUACCAGCUCGGCCAUCCAGAGGAGGUGGUGGCCCUGCUGCGCAAGCCCGUCGCCUGCGUGGGCAAGGUCAUGCAAGUGAAGAAGAACAACAACCUCAGCCCGCAGCACCUGGAGCUGCUCACCCCUUGGACGGCGGCAUCCGCCAUGCUGGCCCUCGGGUACGACGCCAUGGGUGACGAGACGCAGUGCAACAAGCUCAUGGACACGUUUGCCAACACGCUCAAGCUCGCCUCCGCGGACGUCAUCACGACGAGCGCCCGCGAGUUCCUGGAGUACGGCCUCGUGCCGCGCACGCUGGUGAAGCACCGCCUCGCCGAUCCGCUGUGCAAGGUCAAGGCCGACGCCAUCAUCACGCUUGAUGCGCUCGCAGCGGCGGAGAUGAAGGAAGCAGCGGCAUCAUCCAUGAGCCCUGGCCCGUCGACCAAAGCGUCGCCUGCGCUCUCCCGUCGAAGCAUCGCGGGCAGCGCCGUAUCAUCGGCAGCAGCGCAGAAGUCGGCAUCGACAUCGGCUGCACGGGCAUCCGCGCGGUCUGUGGCGAGCAGCAUCAGCCGGAUUGGCGCCCGCGAGCCCUCGAUCAAGGCGAAGGGUCUACUGGACAGGGAGAAGAUGCUUAAGACGGUGCGGCAAGGGGUGAAGGUGGUGAUGCAGGUGCCAGGCAUUGUCAAUGAGAACGACAUGGCAUCGGGGACAUGGACGGAGGACAGCACACAGCGGCGGCUGUUUGGGCUGGAGGUCCUCAUUGAUCUGGGCCAGUGUGCCCUUGAACUCGGCGACACGGAGCUUGCAGGCAAGUGCGCAUCGCACUGCGUGUCUGCCUCUGCCGCAGACGCUGCGGCGGUGAGGGGCCGGCUGCUGCAGGCUGCCAUUGUGCUUGCUGGCAUUUCAAGGCCCUUCACGGAAUCCGCCCUCACGCUCCGGCUCAAGUGCAUCGGCGAGGCACUGCUUGCCCUCAGCAGCGCCAAGCAAGUUGGUGUGACUGCGCUGAUCCAGGAGGUGUGUGUGGGCAUCUGGGCAAUGGCCCAGCCCCUGUUGCAGCCCAAGUUGCGUCACACCCUCAAGCGAGCCCUCGACGUGUGCAGCCAGGCGCUGGCAGGCGUGUCUUCCCCGCUGACGGACGUGCGCUGUGCCAUGCACGUGGAGCUGGCCAAGAUCUUGGAGGACGCUGACCUGUGCCAAGCCGCGCUGCAGCAGGUUGAGCGUGCGCAAGCGCUGAAUGGCCUCGGUGACGAAUUCGAUGACAUUUUAACGGAGAUGAGAGGACGCCUUGAGGUGAAGAUUGCGCCAGAGCCGUUGGACGAAUCAGCAGGGCCAUACAAGCUUGUUGUUCAGUCUGUCGAGCAAGCACAGCGCGCACCCGACACCACAUCUGCCCGAUUCUUGCUCGUCAAGGCAGCAAGGUCCCGGCACCAAACGUUGGUGGAUUUGUUUCGUCGACCGACUGACAAGAAUGGCGACACCAACACGAGCGGUGGCAACGAGAACCAGACAUCAGCCACUGCCACCACCACGUCAUCAUCAUCAGCAACAGAAGGUGGUGAUGGUGAUGGUGACGAUGACACUGCACCUCCACCCGUCAACCCAGACCUGAGCACGGCCGAGGCAAUCCGGCUGCUGGCCCUCAUUGCCACCACGUGUCGACAGCUCGCCAUAUGGGAUGUUGCCGUUGCAACGGCGCAACACGGCAUCAAGUUGUGCUCGUGGGCGGCGCCGCCAACGCGCCAACUCUUCACCCUCGACGGAGCAACAUCGUCCUCGUCAUCAUCGGGUGGUGGCGGUGUGCCCAGUGCAAGGAAGGGCGGCGCGAAACGACCGCAGCAGGAUGCCUAUGGAGACAACGCACAGGAGUUACAGGAAAUUUCGACGCUGUUCUGCAUGCAGGCAGAAGCCGCGAUUCAGCUCUUGCGCUCGCACGGAGGACAGCUGGUCGUGCCGGAGUUUGAGUUCCCGCCGCCACCAGAUGACAGCGACAAAUCGCUGGCGUCAACAGCCGGCGGCCGCAAAGGAAAGGGGGCGGGGCGGACCAAAACGCCACGUGGUGGCAAGGCGAGCGCUGUGCCUGCAGGCAAAACCAGCGCAGACAAGGGCGGGCGCAAGAAGUCUGGAGCACAGUCGGGCAAGGGAAGACGCAAAACGCGUGGCGAAGGUGGUGAUGGCGACAACGACGACAGCAACAAGGAGGGUGCUGGUGGCGGUGAUGGUGAUGAUGAUGACGAUAAUGGUCAGAGCAGCAAGGAGGCAGAAGAAGAAGCGAAAGCAAAAGAGGAACAGGAAAAAAAGGAGAAGGAGGAGCAAGAGAAGAAGGUGGUGUACUUGUCUGACAUUGAUGACUUCUACGCACCACCAGCGACGACGACUGACGAUGACCAGAUUGCCGAAGCGGCAGGUGCCUUUGGUGACAAUUCGUUGCAGCGUGCGGCCACAGUGGCAGAGUUUCGGGAGUGGGAGGAGACGUUGACAGCGUUUGCGCUUGACUCUCUCUUCAAGGGCAUGCAGGCAGCCCACGCGGCGCGUAAGGCAUGGCUGCUGAACAACUGUGCAGCGUACUUGUGGAACUACCUCACGCCCGUUCUAAACGCGCGCGCAAGUCGUAGCACCGUGCAUGCAGGCAUGGUUGAGCUGGUGGAUGCCGUGCUGUUCAUCUUGAGCAAAGUGCGCAUCACAGACUCAACUACAAACCUGAACGUCUUGAGGCUGGAGUACCACCACUUGCUUGCAAGCAUGCUCUCAAGCAUCAUCACCCACCCGAGUGCGCUGGAGCCGUUGCAACAGGAGCUGACACCACGCUUCACGCGCGUCACAGAGCACUGCCUCGACAUCACCACAAAACUCGCCUGCAGCAAAGCCAACAGGUUCUGCUACGACUACGCCGACAAAAUUCUGCAGUUGGCGGUGCGUGUCUCGCGACACCAGGGCCUCGCACCAUCGCUUGACGCAAAGGAUGCGCAUGUGCGCUGCCUUGCUGCUGUGCGCAGUUUUGAGACAACACCGCCAGAGGAAAUGAGUGAAGAGUUGGUGGAGAAGACGAUUCGGCUUCUUCUUCAGGCCACGGCAACAGCGCGGCGACCGGCAACGUUCAGCAAGCAGCUGCGCGCAUCGCUGUGGUGCAGUGUUGCGCGCGUGUGCGACGCAAAUAAGAUGCAUGCGCAAGCCAAGACAGCGUGUUCAUAUGUCCUUGCGAUCAUCAACAGUAUGGGCAACAAGGCAAAGAAGCAAAAAGACCAAACACACGUGCGCGCGCUCCUUGCACAAACACACGUGGUGCUCGCGCGUGUGGAGGCUGCAGAGACAGCCGCCAAGUUCACCAUUGGCAGCAGUGACGACUCAACCAUCCACGGAACAGCACACCGCAAUGCACUGUGCGGCGUGCUGGCGCAUGCCGUGGAGGCAACAACACUCGCUGUCAAGUCAGCCCUGCCCGCGGCGGUGACAGAGGCACUGCAGAUGCUGUGGGACGCGUGCUCGGUGUUUGUGCGAGACGACCAGGGUCGCGCCAUCAUGGUGAAGCAGCUCGCCGCAGCCCUCAGCACGGUGUCUCGCCUGAAACCCGAAGUGCUCAGCGCCAUUGACGCGAGCAGCGAUGGCAUGCGCGCAUCCCUGUACGAGCUCGCCAUCAAAGCAUACGGAGAUGCAAACGAAUGGCACAACGCGCUGGAUGCAGCCGACGCAGGCAUGCGCCAUUUGCCAAAGCACCUUCGAGCCAGCAUCACUGUGCAUCGACUCGUGUGCAAAGUCAAGCUCGGGCAAGACAUUGAGCGGGACAUGUACAAGCUGUCGAAGCAGCCGCCAGCAGCACAGGCGGGCGUCUGGCGCGCGUUUGCUCGUAUCGAACGCGACAACACACAAAAGAUCAAAGCAUAUGAGCACGCGGUGUCGUGCUACGAGCAGGCCAACACCCUCGCCCUUCCUCUCGGCGACACGCUGCUUGAGCUCGCAGCAUGUCUGCACCUUGACAACACGGCCGCAUCUGAUGUCGUGCGGGUGCUGGACCGCGCGUCCACCGCCGUCGCCUCGCUGCUCGAUCCAAUGCAUUUCACAGCAGCAGCGAGCCGUAGUGUGGAGAAGAGUGGGGAUGGAAAGGACAGCAGUGGCAGUGGCAGUUGGGAUGCAAGUGGUGGUGAUGAUGCGACAACAGCACCCUCUGCACACGCACUCCAGGAUUGCCUGCAUGCACACGACAUUGUGCUGAGGGCGGAGCUGAUGCGCUAUCUCUGCCAGACGUCCACGCAGCAAAUUGCCGUUCGCUCGUUUGCGCGCGUGUGGAGGGCUGUGCUGGCCUUCUGGGACGUGUUGGUCGCCAUGGGGGACAUGGAGGAAGAGGCAGCGGCAGCGGCAGCACAGCAACAGAAAGGAAGCAAAGGCAAGAAGAGCAACAAGGACACCGGGCCAGCCGUUGUGCUGUCAUCGCACGCCAGCGCAAGAGAGCAGCUGCCGGCACCUGGCGACCUGGACGGGUGGCUCAACUUGGAUGUUGGCUCGCUUGUGCUGCGGGGCCGUAUCCCAGCUGUGCUGCUCCGCCACGCAGGCCAGAUGGCGUGCCACCUUGCACUUGAGGCCAUUGAGCGAGCAGUGGACCUCGGCAUUGGGUUCGCAGCUGUGCCGCUGUGUCGCCUUGUCCCCGUUCUGUGCAUCCAGUCCACGGUUGAGGUGUCGGGGUUAUCGCUACCGGAGCUCCCGGACACAGGAGAGGACGGUCCCACUGCCGCUGCAUCGGCGUCUUCAGCUGCUGGCGGUGGCGGUGGUGGUGGUGGUGGUGGUGGAGGCGGUAGCAGCGGCAGCAGUGGUGUUGCGCUGACGCCUGCACAGGUGCUGGCACAGAUCAUGCCAGAGCACAUUGCGCAACACCCGCAGUGCACACUUGCACGUGUGCUGCACCUGCGCAUCGCCCUGUGUGCCGGCCUCUCUGGCAUUGGGCCACUCCGUGACGCCAUCACCACCUACUUCACCACCGACCUGCCCCCAAUGUGGGUGAGUGCUGCGUGGAACCAGGGCAGCCUGCAGCCGACGCACGUGGAGCCAGUGCUUGUGCGCUACGUGUGGCUGGCGUGCGCGCGCCACCUCGCUGUCGUGUUUGAGCUGACACCGCUGGGCUCGCUCGUCCCCCAGCUCAGCGCUCUCUUCAGUGCGUCUGUCGCGGAUGGCGGUGCUGCUCUGCAACUGCGCGCCCUCACCGCCAUUGUGGACUGCAUGUCCGGUCGCCCACCAGCGCAAUCGCUCGUGCCGUCGUCGCAGUCACACGUUUCGUCACUGCAGGUGGACAUUACGUCCAUUGCAUCCGUGCUUGAGCUGUACCGCACUGCGCUGUGUGCUCUGCACGGCAGCCGCACCAGCGCCAUCCCCGGCGUGUCUGGGCCGUCCCUGCAGACAAUGAAGCCCGCGGUGCGUGGCCUGCUGGCUCUUGCACGUACGUGCGACGAGAGCAUGAACGCGGCAGGCAUCAAGUCGAGCGUUGCGUUCCGCCACACACGUGCGAGAUUUAUGUGCGCCAUGCUGGCGAGCGAUUGCAUGCUUGCCCUCAACGCCAAACAAGACCUUGCAUCUGUGGCAGCCACUAUCACCACUCUCAGCAACGCCAUUCAGUUCCAGUGGCCAGCGAUGUGUCGCGAUUUGCGGCUCCGUCAUGCGCGCAUUCUCUGGACCGCUGUUGACCACGAGCACAUUCCGUACUUUUGCACGCGGUGGACAAAGUCGCCCGAGUUUGUUGUUGGCGCCAAGACUGUCCUUGACACGUUGGCCACACUCGACCAAGUGGAGGCCAUGGGCAGCAGCUGCCACGACGCCGCCAAUGCGUUGGUGGGGGAGCUUUGUGAACCAUCGCUGACCUCCGCCCACGCCCGCCAGCGCACCGUGACCGAACAUGACGCAAGCAUCGUCAACUUGCGCGUCCGCGCAGAUCUGCACACGGCACAUUGCGUCAUGCAGCGACCGGAGCUCAACGCCGCCACCAGUAAGGACCGCGAGGGAGGCGGUGAUGGGAAGGAAGCGGCGAUGAUCAUGCGCUAUCUGAACAGCGAGGAGGAGGACUGGCCUGAAGAGCUGCUGCAGUUCAGAGACGCACUGACAGUGUGCAGCGACACGUUCAUGGUGGAGGCUUCGUCGUUCCUGUCCAGUGUGGAGGAUGCAGCCGUGGAGUGCCGGCGGCUCCUGCGAACGCUUCGCUGCGAGAUGACGGCCCGGACAGCGAUUGCACUCGCCGCCUCGGCACAGCGCAUGUCACCUGUGAAGACGAGCGGCCAACACACACGCGGCGAUGGUGCCACUGGUGGAACAGUUGACGAAGCACGCCACCAACAGCAGCAGCAGCAGCAGCGAGCGGUCAGUGGCAGUCGUGGCGAUGAUGGCAACCAAGAUGAAGAUGCAGCAGCCGAUGCGCGCGUUGAGAGCGGACACUACAGCCGAAGAACGAGUGCACGUCGGCUUGACUCCGCACAUAGCACACACGCUGGUCGCCCCUCGCAACCAGGCGGCGCACACGCAAACAGCGAUAGCGGUGACGGCAACACCACAACCGGCAAUGACGGCCGCGGUGACGCGAAAGCUGAUGAUCACAACGGUGGUGCUGAUGAUGAUGGUGACGAUGGUGAUGAGGAGGAUGUGCAGCAGCAAGUGGACGACUUGGCAGAGCAGGCACUGUCAACGGUGCAGCAGACAUUGGAGCUCGCACCAAACGAGACCUGGCUCUAUCCACUGCUGCAGUCCGCAUGUGUUCGUGGCAUUCGCUCGUCGGCGUCCCCUGAGCUGCGCUGCAAAUUCGUUCUGUACCACCAGGCAUUUACCGCGUGCAUCGAGCUGAUGCACACGCUUGCUCGCGGUCACGCCAACACGCCCACACCAACCCUCACCGGCAUGCUUCUUCGCCAGCUAUGCGCAUGCACACAUCCACAGGCACCCGUGCUGUGGAGCGCGCGUGUGAAUCCUCUCUCACAUCAGCUCGUCAGGAGUGUGCGCGGGCUUGAAGCGGCCGUUGUUUCGCCGGCGUUUAUGGAGCAGGUGCCUCGACUGGCGUCACAGGAUGUCAUUGCCAUCACAACACACAGCGACGGCCGUGCCACGUGCGCCAUUGUGCACAAGGGCAACCUGGACACUGCUCGCGUGGUGGACAUGGGUCAUGCAGCUGACGAAAUCCUUAAGUCUGCGGUAAACGUGCGGAGCCUAUCCUCUCGAUUGCACGGGGCAAUGAUGUCAUCGGAUGCAUUUGAGUUUAUCGCAGCGACGCUCUGGGCACAGCGGCAAAACGAGGACAACACAGCCAAGGACAAGAACAGCAGCAAUACCAGCAACAGCAGCAGCGGCGAUGUGAAGGCGGUGGAUGGCAGUGGUGAUGGUGCUACCGAGGCGGAGCGAGGGGACAAUGAGGACGCAACAAAUCAGAACACAGGCGUCGAAACGGGACCCGAGGCAGCCACAACGACACAACCGCUGUCCGCAAGGGAACAGCUCGUGUCUCGCUUCGGACAGCAAGCGGUUGACGAUGUAGACGGCGUGUUGAAUGCAUUUGAGUGCGCCAUUCGCAUGGCAAGGCGCCUGUGGCAACCCGUACUCUCGUGUCUGCAGGACUUGCAGGGAAAAGCUGCGGCUACACAGGGCCUGCUGUUGUGUGCUUCUGUGGGCGUGCACGUUGCCUUCCCACUUCAGUACCUCCAUUCAAGCGAGCGAGUCUCGCGUGAUUUGUCGUUCUCCCUCUUCAUCGGCAGACAUGGCUUCUUUGACCAGGAGGGCGGGAACGCGAGCGAUUCGCGUGAACUGACGACAAACGCCGCAGCAACGGGCACGCUGCUGUCCAGGAGUGGUCUUUCACAAGACGAUUGCGACGCGCUUCGAGCCAUGCUUGGACGCGUGUCGAAAGAGGUUGCUAGCAAGGCGACGUGGCCCGUGGCAGAAAUCACUGCUCCACACGAGGCGCCAGGCUGUCUACACCUGCUGGGAGAGUGUGCGAAUGUGAUUCGUGUGGGAGCGCCGUGUCGUGUUCCACUUCCUCUUCUUCUCCACCAGGAAGCGCUGUCACCCGCGCUCAUGUUCAGCUUCGACCAGGACAUGUGCGAUGUGCACUUUACGGAGCGGCUGCACCACGCCACACUCUCAGGCGUCGGCUGUAUCCUCGCAUGCGCAAACAACACCGCCCUCCCCACGCGAAGCAGAAGUCUUGAGUCGACCCUGACACAACUGAAGGAUUCCACGGCCGCUGACAUCGCCACGCGUGACGAUGCCGCGUUUGCGACAGUGGAGGACCCGGCGUCCGCAUCCGCCGGCCCUUCCUCAAAGGGAAAGCGCGAGAAUGGUCGAAAAACAGCAAAGACGCCGAAGGGAAAGAAGACCCCAACAAAGGAUGAGGUGGCUGAAGACAAAGAGGAGGAGCGAAGGCCACCGCCAUUCAUGACAAAGCAGCUUGUUUGCUUUGGCGUCCAGCGUGUCAAGUUUGCCUAAGCAGACACUCUUGUCUGUUGUUUCGUUUGUUUGGUUUGUUUGUUUGUUUGUUCGUUUGGUCGUUUGGUCGUUUGCAAGUUGAAUUUGGGACGGGUGUAUUGUCGAUUUGUACAAAGGACUGGCACAUAGCUGACAGUUGUGCUCGUUUAUCGUGUACGAAGGGCUCCAUUAAACCGCAAACCAAC